AUGCUAGGGGGAAGCCUAAUUGAGACUCCUGGCGGUGAGCAAGUGGCUACUGUCACAAAGCUCAGUGGAGCAGCAGAAGAGCCACAAUCAACAGAUAUCCGCAAAAUGAUGACAUUCUUAGGAGCCACAUACUUCCUUCUUAUGACAGCAUUCAUUGUGCCGAUUGCAUGUGUUUCAACGGUCGCAUUGUUGUUGCCACUCACCUGGAUAAGUAUGCCUUUAUUCAGUAAAUUAGAAAACCGUUUAUGUCGUUUUGUAAAUGAUCAUUGGGUUGCUGGUUCUGUUUACUCCGGCUUAAAUGUUAUUGAAUAUGGAAAAGAUUUAUAUAAAAUAUCUGAGAAGAAAUGUUUAUAUUUGGCAAAUCAUAUGGGCUUACUAGAUCACUUCGUUGUCAUGCAAAGCUUACAUGAUAAGGGAUCAGUUCCAGGAAGAUGGUUGUGGGUUAUAUAUAAUAUAUGGAAAUAUACACCUCUUGGACUUAUGUGGACAGCACACGGAAAUUUUUUUGUUAAUGGUGGUGCUUCUAAAAGAGAUGCGCUUCUACAAAAUUUCAAGAAACAUUUGGAGAAAUACUUCAUGAAACACAAUUACGGAUGGGUUGUCAUGUACCCAGAGGGUUCUCGACUGUUCCUAAUUACUGAAAGUGCUAAGCGAUUUGCUGAGAAAAAUGGUUUGAAGCCCCUAGAGCAUUGUGCUCACCCUCGCAUCGGGGCUGCUCAUGCGGUUCUUGACGUAAUGGCUCCUUCAGCCGAAAAUCCUGGUAUAGCCAGAUGCGGUGGAGGACCUCCAGUUGAGUAUAUCAUAGAUGCUACUCUUGGAUAUCCACAUGGAGAAGUACCUGACAUUUCUAGUGCUAUGAUGGGCGAAUGGACAAAUGCGGACUCCAGUCACAUCUCUAUUCAUUAUGAUGUUAUUCCGGUGAAUCCAGAAUGGGCUGAUGAAGAGAAACUCAAGAAAUUCCUCUAUGAACGCUAUGAAAUAAAAGACAAGUUGUUGAAAGAUUUCUAUCGUACCGGAAAAUUCCCAGGAGAUAGUAAACCAGUUGUUGUUCCUCAAAUGACCAUGCUUAUUUCUCAGUUGUUCUGGAUGGGACUUUAUUAUUUCCAUUACACUUUAUGGAUCAGACCUCUGUGCAGUUUAGUAUUCCGUUCGAUCUUUGCAUAA
Molecule: messenger RNA, 1164 nt
Organism: Auanema sp. JU1783
Lineage: Eukaryota; Metazoa; Nematoda; Chromadorea; Rhabditida; Rhabditidae
Source: the annotation of a GenBank genome assembly